Sphenostylis stenocarpa is the source of this 489-nucleotide messenger RNA. The record is from the annotation of a GenBank genome assembly. NCBI's taxonomy places the organism in Eukaryota, Viridiplantae, Streptophyta, Magnoliopsida, Fabales, Fabaceae.
AUGGGGUGCGUUAAGGUUUGGUUUUGUGUGUUGAGUGUGUUGGGGUUGGUGAUCGUGGGUGAUGUUACCAACGCUCAAGAUUCACCAGCAGACUACGUGAACGCACAGAACGUUGUAAGGUCACAGGUUGGUGUCGGAAAGAUAGUUUGGGAUGACACUGUUGCUGCUUUUGCACAGAACUAUGCUAAUCAGCGUAAAGAUUGCCAACUUAUCCAUUCUGGCGGUGGUGGAAAAUACGGGGAGAAUAUUGCCAUGAGCACUGGUGACAUGAGUGGCACAGAGGCAGUGAAAUUGUGGGUGGAUGAGAAACCCUACUAUGACUACGCUUCUAACACUUGUGUUGGUGGAGAGUGUCUGCACUACACUCAGGUUGUUUGGAGAAACUCUGUGCGUCUUGGAUGUGCCAAAGUAAGAUGCGACAACGGAGGCACCUUCAUCACUUGCAACUAUUCUCCCCCUGGCAACUAUAUUGGCGAAAGACCCUACUGA